UUUCCCAAGACACAAGCAACUUUGUGGCUUCCAACUCCGGGAGAGUCCUUUAAUAGUUUUCUGUCAUCGCUUCGUCGUAAAAUUUAACCGACAAACUUCGUCGGUAGAAACGCCAGUACAUGAAGAGGAUUUAGAGAAAGAACAAAUUGGGUAACACUGCGUCGAACGAAGCUAACUGUUGAGCACCAGUGCUGGUGUGACAGCAGACUCGGCUCUCCAUCUGGCCUGGGUUGGAGAUGGGGGACCCGGAGCCUCCAGAGUUUGGGUCCCUGGAGGAAGAGCUGGAGUACUGGAAAGAACAGGCUGCCAGGCACCAACAGAGUGCAGAGGAAGCCCAGGAGGAGCUGCAGGAGUUCCAGCAGAUGAGUCGGGACUACGAGGUGGAGCUGGAGACGGAGCUGAAACAGUGUGAGGCACGAAACCGCGAGCUACUCGCUGCCAACAACCGCCUGCGGAUGGAACUGGAAAGCUACAAGGAGAAGUACGAGACGCAGCACUCUGAGGCCUACCGGCAGAUCUCCAGCCUGGAGGGAGACCUGGCUGAGACCACGGCGAUCAGAGACCAGCUUCACAAAUACAUCAGAGAGCUGGAGCAGGCCAACGACGACCUGGAGAGGACCAAGAGGGUCACCAUCAUGUCCCUGGAGGACUUCGAGCAGAGGAUGAACCAGGUCAUAGAGAGGAACGCCUUCCUGGAGAGCGAGCUGGACGAGAAGGAGAAUCUGCUGGAGUCCGUCCAGAGGCUGAAGGACGAGGCCAGAGACCUGAGGCAGGAGCUCGCGGUGCAGCAGAAGCAGCAGGUACAGGACAGGAAGCCGUCCCUCAGCAGCGCAGUCAAAGAGCCUUCCUCCUCCUCCUCAUCCUUGGCCGGUUUGCCCACCCCGCCCCUCACCCCCCCGGACAAAAGAACGGAGGACAAAAGCACGUCGUCCUCCUCUAACCAGCCGGCCCCCUCUGCCACCACACCAUCCAGACCUCCGGCCCCAGCAGAGUCCUUCACCGCCCCGCUGCCCCCCAUCAGCAGAGUGUCGUCUUACUGUCCCGCUGCCAAAGUCCAAAUUGUGGAGCUCCUCUGGAUCUGGAUCUGGAUCUGGAUCACUGCACUCACAGGGUUUUGCCUCUCAUCAACACACUACAGGCUACCUUAUUUUAGACUGCAGGCACGUUACACCAGCUUCUGCCUUCUCACAAACAUUCUCGAGUUUCAGCUUUUCAGAUGUGAGGAUUUGCUGAACUUUUCCUGUUUUACGUCAUUAGAAACUUCUGUGCAUUCAUCAGAUGUUCUGUCUGCAGGUGAAAGCCUCUCGGGGACUCCUCUCACCACGUCGGCGAGAAUCUCGGCUCUGAACAUCGUCGGAGAGCUGCUGAGGAAAGUCGGGAACCUGGAGUCCAAGCUGGCGUCGUGUCGGGAGUACGUCAACGAGCAGACGGGGAACCGCAGAGGCCACGCCGGUGGACAGGGGGCGGCGUCGGGCCAGAGCGGCUCGUCAGAGACCCAUCCUACUAACGGCCUCUACAACAAGGGGCUGGUGAAGAGGUUAGACUUCGGAGCAGGACCCAAGCUGCUGCUGUGAAAGUGAAACAUCCUCCACUUCCAUCCCGAAUCCUCCUCCGAGCUGCCCGCUCCUUCCCGCCCUCCGGCCUGGAUCUCCCAAACCUUUAACGGUACUGUGUGCUGCACGUCAUACAGACCGCCCUCACUGGGAGCGGCAGUGAUGAAAUGGAUGGAUACGUUGCUAUGGAUACUUUGGGAUGUAACCAGCUCAACUGUGCACAGUUUUUGGUUUGUUUAUUAGCGGGACUUCGUUUCGGCACUCGCACUUAGCUUGAAUAAUUUCCUGGACUCGUGCUGCACGUCACCACCUCACCUCCUUCGUCUUCGUUUGCGAAGUGUCUUUUUUUUUUUUCUUUUUGCUCAGAAGGUGUGUCAAACCGAACAUGAAGUGAAUUGUGGAGACACACACGGUCAAUGCACUUAUCCUCAUCCUCACUCUAAUGCAUGACAGAAUUUCCCAGGCUGAACUAUAGCAGAGGAUGAAUUUCUAAAAGGAAACCCUGCAUGACGUACAGACACAGCAGGAGCAGAGAGGGCCACGUUUACACUUUCAGCUGUUCUGUACUUUGGUUUUCAUCAUUUUAACAGUUUAAUUCCAACAACUAUCCACAACCCGACAGUUUUAGCUCUUCAUCACUCAGAGGUGGUUUGAACAAAAGGAGCUCACCUCGAAUGUUUCAUGGAUGCUUUUACGUUUUGCUCUCUAUAUAUCGGGUCACUCUCCGAUUCCGUCCAACAUGCACGAAGUGACUCAGAGUGAGUGGGGUCAAUCGGUGUGGAGGAAAACGGGAGACGCGUCCAGGUCUGAGCUGCAGGCCUCGUGCACGGACAUGAAACCAGCACCUGCUGUGUCUGAGCCGCUUCAGUGAACAAACCAAAGUGGAAAUUGGCUUCAUGUUUAGUUUGAACACACCUGAAGAGCGUUGGAGUGCUGAUCACUGGAAGGGUACUUUCAUCUACACGGGGGGCUCUUUGUCUCUAAAUGUGCAUCGACUUCAUAAAGCUCAGUGUCCGCUGGUGGUCUGCUUUUACACAGUUUGACUCUGCAUAAUCUGUUGCAACAACAAAGUGCUGCUAAUCCCAGAGAGAAUAGAAGAAACAGAUUUAAAGGGACAUUUUAGUCCUGAUAUUUUAGUGUCUUUAGAUUAUUACAGAUUAAUUAGUUUCUUAACCAUAGACAUCAGAAAAAUAUGGAUUUGUUGUCCGUGUCAUCUCCCAUAAUUAUCUGAAGGCCUGAUUUGAAAAUGUGGAGUUUAGAUUUGCUGUUUACUGGAGUCACAAACUCAACUAAGGUCAAAGAACUCUUCUUUAGCCCGUUAACGUCCGAGCUGGAAGCAGCGUUUCACCCUGAAUGUGUCUGCUUCUUCUUAGCUUUUCCCUCGUUGUGCUGAGGUUGUCAUCAGGGAAUGAGAUAAAAUAGAAUUUAAUUAAUCCCAAAAUAAAUUCUCAUGGUGAUUACUUCCAUUUGAUGGGGUCUGUAUCCAUGAACACACGGCAGACCAGGCCCUCACCGCUCAGCUUUCAGCACUUUGUUCUGCUCACUUACUUCCUGAUCACACUCAUGACCCCGUGACCUUUCCUUUAGCGCCACCCUCAGGACAAACUGCACACUUCAUUAGACUCUCAGAGGAGAAAAUCGUCAGUCUGUUGUUGGUUCUGUCCAACACUUGAUGAAAUUUGAGCCUUUUCGCCUCGUUGCAGUGUCGCACCAUGAGUCGAGGAGGCACCUUUUAGAAGUAAACGAAUCCCUCUGCAGAGCUCGACUUCUGUCUGUGCAGGAGUGAAAUAGGAAACGUCUUCUGUUAGCGAGGAGACGUGAGUACUUCAGUGAAGGCUACUCGUGUUUUAUGUUAAAAAGAGAGUAUGGAAUAGCUUGACUUGUAGUGUUAUAUACUGUACCUCUACUGUAGGGUCACUAACAUAGGUCUGUAGGCAGAGUUGACUUACAAUUAGCUGCUCAGGGCGAGUGUAAAGCAGCAGCAGACUGGACCUUUAAGUGAAGGUCAAAGGUCAGUGUGUAAGAGCAGAUGUGGGAAAUUAUGACGCAUGGUGUUUUUCUGCCUUAUGGGACUUUAUUGCUCACUUUCAAAGUGCUCAGACCUGCUCUGCUCUUUGUUCACCUUCAGUGCUGCUUAUGUUUCUGAAAACGCAAUAAAACUUGAAAUGUAAAAAUAAAAAAAAAUGUUGAUUUUAUUUCCUCUGGAAGAACUGAGGCGAGACAUCAGGGAGGAUUUAGUAGCAGUUUAAUAGCACGUCACUGGUUCACAAAGCAGAAAGUCCUGCAUCACAGCAGCCUCUCGUUUCUGAUGGUUACAUGUGUGUAAAUGUGAGGGUUAAAUCACUCAACCAGGAAUAUACAGCAGUUUGGUUACACAUGGUUUUACAUUCAGUUUCCAAAUAAACAGAUUCUCUCUAAAAUAUUCUAAAAACCCCAAAGAGGAAGUGCAUACAGGGUAGAACGAGCCCCAGUUUCAUGAGCAAACCAUCUCGUUUUCCAAAAAAUAAACCCAGACGGUCGUUUGACAAAACUUCCUGCUGCUCUGGAGGCGUUUCCAGAAUCCUUAAAUCUCCUCUGUUUGGUUUAAAAGUGUUGAAUCUGCUGCAUGAUUCAAAGACUGCUCACCUGCUUCAUGAGCUGCAGCUGACAGCAGGCACAAACAACGUGUUGGUGCUCUAUUUUUACAACAUAAUCACAAUAUAUUGAUAUAUAUAUUGGUGUUUCUUUCCAAUUUCCAAAAAGGAGCAAGGAUGUAAUUUCCAGCUACCUGGAAACAGGUUAAAAGUCUUUUAUUGUGAAUAUUUGUUUCAUCCUGACGUUAGAAAAGUCUUUGAGGAUUCUGGAAAUACUUUCAGAGCAGCUUCCAGGUUUAUAGCUGGGAAUUAUUUAAACUACCUGGAAUAUAAAUAAACCUAAAUAUAUUAAAUUCACUUAAAUUAUAGCUUCUAUUAAUCCGCAAACAUUGAUUGCUUCACUUCCCCUCAUGAAGAAUUUUAGCUGAUUCCAGAUGCUGCGUUUUAUUUUGGAGAUCUUUUUGUAUCUGUUUUACUUUGUAAACGUGAUUUUUUUUUUUUGAGGAGUUCAAAUCUGUUGCAUUCAUACUUUCUGUUUUGUGCUCUUUGCAUAAUAAUUCUCUUAAAUAACGAGAUUUUUCCCCAAAUAAAGUUGAACAUUUGGAAUCCAGCUGAAGCCUGUAGGACCUGCGUUACAGUCAGAUCACAUGAUGUAAUGAUGAACAGAUGUUUGUUGAAGCUGUGAAAGGUUGAAAAU
Messenger RNA from Chelmon rostratus (copperband butterflyfish), 4823 nucleotides. Its product is annotated as nuclear distribution protein nudE homolog 1-A-like. Gene Ontology annotation, molecular function: microtubule binding. Lineage: Eukaryota; Metazoa; Chordata; Actinopteri; Chaetodontiformes; Chaetodontidae. The coding region runs from base 237 to 1574 and encodes 445 amino acids. The transcript is spliced from 9 exons. Gene Ontology annotation, cellular component: kinetochore; kinesin complex; centrosome. Gene Ontology annotation, biological process: centrosome localization; mitotic centrosome separation; cell migration. The record is from RefSeq and is a predicted model, not a curated record.